Messenger RNA from Xenia sp. Carnegie-2017, 1407 nucleotides. RefSeq lists its product as uncharacterized. Bases 1 to 1407 code for a protein of 468 amino acids. The transcript is spliced from 3 exons. Gene Ontology annotation, molecular function: protein binding. Lineage: Eukaryota; Metazoa; Cnidaria; Anthozoa; Malacalcyonacea; Xeniidae. The record is from RefSeq and is a predicted model, not a curated record.
AUGACUCUCGAUGGGAAGAAUGUGGAAUCACUUUUAAAAUCUUACUGUGACCUUGGAUACCGCUUAAACUGUAACAAGUUUAUGGUUGACACAUUUAAAGGUGAAAAUUUUUCCGCCAAAGAGAAAGUCAAGAACCUUCGAUCGUUAGUAUCUGCUCGAUUGAAAUUCUGGCAAAAUUGGUUGAUUAUUGUCGACAACGUUGUGCAACUGAACGAAAUUUCUUCGUUACUACCACAAGUAGGUGAUCACAUGUGGAAAAAUGGACAACUAAUAAUAACUGUUCAGAAUACAGAUGCCGUACCUCACGAUGAAUUGUUCAGCAAACAUAUUUCUAUCAGUAGUGGAAUGAAUGACAGAGAAUGUUGUCAAUUGUUAAAUUCUUACACUAAAGAUGAAAAGGCUGAUGAUCAAUUGUUGAAUGAAGUAUCCCACGCAUUAGAUCGUCAACCGCUGGCUUUGGCUGCUACUGGUUAUUAUGUCAGUCGUGUAAACAAAGCAGACUGCUCAUUUACUUGGAGUCAAUAUUUAAAGAAAAUGUCUUUAGAAGAAGAAGAAAACAUUGACCCCAAUUUUGUUAAAUUUAACUCGGUAUAUCCUAGAAGUAUGUUACAAGCUUCACUUUUAGCUGUCAAACAAAGUGCAGAAGAAUCCUCAAUAUUGGCACUGGUUAUUAGCUUUUUUUCUAUGAUAUCAUUUGAUCCUUUACCACGAGAAAUUAUGGUUUAUUAUGUUCAAAAAAAUGAUCCCAAACAAGCUGAGGAAGAUAUAUGCCUUUGUUUAGACGAAUGCUCAUUGUUCUUGCAUUCAGAAAGUAAUGACAUUAGUCUACAUCGCGUUGUCCACAAAGCAAUUAUUGUUUAUCAAUCUGAACAUUCAAAUGAAGAACAUGAAAUGGAAACUAACGUUGAUCAUAUAUCUAAAGCACUUUACAUGUUUAAAGGGAGACACGACGAAAUCAAAUUAAUGCCGCAUCUUGAAAAAAUUAUUCAAUUAUUAAAGGCCAACAAGACAAAACUCAACAUGAACACUUUACAAGUUUUCCGUUAUUUUGUUGAGAGAUUAAGACAUUUUGGAAAAUACGAUCUUGCUCUUGAACUAUUGGAUAAAUUUAAAUCAGAUAAAUUUAGUUAUGACAAAGCUUGGUAUUUUAGUAUUCUUGGUCUUUUAUACCAUAACACCGGAAAGUAUAGCAAAGCUAAAAAUCAUCAUGAAAAGGCUCUGGAAAUUCGAAAUAGUAAAGAUUAUUUACUCAAGACAAUGAGAAAAGAAGAAACUUUCUCUAUAAAUACUGGCAAAGGGUGUCGCAAAAGAAUUCACAAAGCAAAGUUUACAAUUGAAAGUGAUAGUGAAUCAGAUGAAGUGGUCUACAUUGCUGAACAAGGCUAUGAGCCUAAGAAUUUAAAUUAG